Apis dorsata (giant honeybee) is the source of this 976-nucleotide messenger RNA. RefSeq names its product ADP-ribose pyrophosphatase, mitochondrial. The record is from RefSeq and is a predicted model, not a curated record. Lineage: Eukaryota; Metazoa; Arthropoda; Insecta; Hymenoptera; Apidae. The transcript has 2 exons. Gene Ontology annotation, molecular function: ADP-ribose diphosphatase activity. Bases 51 to 911 code for a protein of 286 amino acids.
UAAAAUAUAUGAUAAAAUAGUGAUAAAUAUAAAAAUAAUUGAUUAUUUUUAUGUGGCAUGUUUUUAUCAGAAUGAUUCAUUACGAAUGUAGACAAGGUUUAUAUCCAUCUAGCAAUAUAAAACGUUUCGAAGUACCAGAAAAUAAAGUAGCAUGGAAUGUCGAAUUCCCAGAAUACAAACCAGUUGAAUACACCGCUGCACUUGUUAAAGGAAAACCAUGGGCAGAUCCAGAAAUUGGAGAAAUUUCAUUUAAACCCAAAUGGAAUUCUAUUGAUGGAAAAGUGAAUCGUAAAAGUUAUAUAAAUGAUUAUGAUAUAAAUAAAAAUGGUUAUCCUUUAAAUCCUAUUGGUCGUACUGGUAUUUUUGGACGUGGUCUUUUAGGACGAUGGGGACCAAAUCAUGCAGUAGAUCCAAUUGUAACACGUUGGAAAUCAAAUGUUUCAGGAAGUACAGAAAUAAACAAAGAUACAAAAAAACCAAUUUUGCAGUUAGUUGCCAUACAAAGACAAGAUUCUGGAAAAUGGGCUAUUCCUGGUGGGAUGAUUGACCCAGGUGAGACAGUUUCAACAACUUUAAAAAGAGAAUUCAUGGAAGAAGCUUUGAGUUACUUAGAAAAAAGUCAAGCAGAAAAAGAAGAAUUAGAAAAAUGUAUCAGAAAAUUAUUUGAAAAAGGAGAAGAAAUUUUUAAAGGAUAUGUAGAUGAUCCUAGAAAUACAGAUAAUGCUUGGAUAGAAACUGUAGCUGUAAAUUUUCAUGAUGAUGAUAAUAGUCUUUUUAAAAACAUAACACUAAAAGCUGGUGAUGAUGCACGCAAUGUAAAAUGGGUAGACAUUGAUAAAAAUCUAAAAUUAUAUGCGAGUCAUAGUGAGUUUAUUAAAAAAACAGUGUUAAAACAUAAUGCACAUUGGUAAAAAUUCUGAAAUUUUAAAUAAAAAUAAUAUAUGAUUACUUAGUAAAAUUUUAUUCUUUUAUUGAA